Puccinia triticina is the source of this 2445-nucleotide messenger RNA. RefSeq lists its product as uncharacterized. Bases 1 to 2445 code for a protein of 814 amino acids. The transcript is spliced from 5 exons. The record is from RefSeq and is a predicted model, not a curated record. NCBI's taxonomy places the organism in Eukaryota, Fungi, Basidiomycota, Pucciniomycetes, Pucciniales, Pucciniaceae.
AUGGUUAUCAACGACUCGAAUGGCUCUGUAGACAAGCACUCCGCUGAAGUCGAAGGAGAGUCGCGCCUUCCUGAUUCAAAGUGCUCCCAGACUUUACUCCCCUUAUUCACGGAUCGCGCCGGGAUCCACGUCUCAACUCCGUAUACGGCGACGAAGCUAGCCGCUGCCCGUUCACCAUACCAUCGGAUACCGAUUUGUUGCAUAUUAUCUAAAGACAUUCGAACAAGCGCUCGCCCAUUUCAGAACUACACCACCAUUGCGUUUAUACCUAUCCCUCAUUCCCCCAAACCAGGUCUUGAUCUAAAAACAAGCAUCUUUUCAGCUUGUCAAUCGUCUUCAUCAUCGCCGGAAUCCAUCCUUUCUGCCAACGAUUCACCGUCGGAAAACAGUCACAAGCGUGAACUCCCAACCAGCCCGGCCUCGCCAGAGCAAAACGAGCGCGACGUGAUGGGUAAGCUACAUAUCACUGAGACGUCAAGCGUAGACGUAAUCCAUUCGAUCAUCAAAGACCCGUCCAUCAAGACAUCAGAUGAAGCAACCAAGGUGCUCUUCAGCAAUAUCUCCUGCUCGAACGGAUCGGUGCGUGCCCAGGCUUUGAAGGCACUAGGUUUAGCCUUAUCUCGCCAAGAAAGCCACGGAACGGCUUGGUUUGAAAGCGCGCUAGAAUCUCUCAUGCAUUCCACCGAAGCUCUCGAGGUUUGCAAUGGCCUCACUGCUCUUGCCGCUAUCUGGUCGAUUUCUCAAGACCAAGCACUCCCCUUCGUUCAAACCGAAGGCUUUUUUUCGCGUCUUGCCAACUCGGUCGUUAAGCUUGCCGCGCUUAAUCAGAGCCGACCAGAAGAGGCCGAUUUGAACAAAUUCUUUUCCGACUUUCUUGCGUGUUGCCUAGACCACAAAUCACUCUGCGCAAAAAUUCAAUCAGAGUGGCCCGAAUGUUUGGAUCGGUUAACUGGGAUCUCUCGAGGCACCAGUCCUACCUCGGUCUCUAUUCCUGCCCGUUGUGGAGCGAUUCUGGCGUUACUGAAAUUGCGAAGAUCAACGGAUCUCCAAUCCGCGGCGCCACCUUCAUCUGAUCAGCUUUUGGACAUUCUGAUGAUAAGCUUCUUGGGGAACAAGAAUCCUCCAGACUCGGCCAUUGAAAGUCUGGCGCUUCUCAGUGAGGAAGAAUCCGUCCGAGCAGCAUUGAGACAGAGGUCCGAAGCUUUCUUCCAAACUGCCAAAUCUCUCACACGAAGUGAUCGGGAUCACGAGGCCGACCAAAUCAAGUAUACGCCCUCUCGAUCUUUAGCCUUUGGACUAGCGACCAUCAUCCUCCAUCUUGUAUCUUUCAAGUUGCUUACAAAAGAAUUUCCAGCUGAUGAUGAAGCUCGAAAGCAGCAGGAACGCAGAAGAAAACGUAUAACAGUAGCGGCGAAAGUUUAUCAUUCCAACCUACCCGAGCAGGAAUAUAGAGCUGAAAAAUAUGACAGGGAGCUGUUGGUUUGGCUCCGGUCUACACUCGAACGUGAUUCCAACUUGAUCCAAACCUUGGCUUGGCUUUCGAAGACUGACGAUGCAAGUCCACAACUCAAAGCCACUAUUGCCAAAGUGUGGCUGAACCUUGUUGAAUAUAACCACUGCGCGACCCUUGUAUCGAACUCUGGGGGCGCAGAAAUUGUGAUGGAUAUCAUCAACACCCCCAAAUUAUCUAGUUAUCUCUCGCAACAGCAGCCAUCUGGCACACCAGCUUCCGUGACGAACGCAAUGUCAACUCUCAGCAGUCUUGUCCUCGAUCCACACGAGCUUGAGAUGAUCCAAGUGUUGGCCAACUUGUGGUGUUCAACCGAGAAUCUUAAGCAAUCAAUGAUCAAGUCACUCAUCAUUCUGUUCCUACAUCCGUCUUCGACCAACCUUCAGAUUUACCUGGCUCUCAUAGCCAUUCCUCGCGUUAUACAAUCUGACAGUGCAAAGGCCGAAGUGCUUGGAUGCUCUCAACUUCUUGAUCGAUUGGACCAACUCACAGUAUCUGAGUUUUCUCAAGAAAUUCUUGAACUCAUGGAUAGCCUCAUUGCCGAACCAGCCUACUUCAAGAGAUUUGCGCCGCCGUCGCCAGCUGACUCAAAUCAAACCGAUAUUGCGUAUAUAACUAGGCUCCAAGAUUUAAUCAGUUUAAUCGAGGAUGAAGAGGUAGAAGUUUCUUCUGUAGCUGCUAGAGUGUUCUGCUGCCUUAUUGAAGCAUCCCCGGAAGUCUGUCAAGCAAUCGUAUCAGAUCACUCAUUAACUAAGAGUUUGUUGGAGACCUUCGAAAUUUCGUCUAACGGCGAGCCUGAUUCGGGCGGCUAUUACUCGUCGAGAAAUGGGGAAAUGUGUGCAGCAUUUCAGGCAAUCUACGAUAAACUCCCCUGCCCCUCAGAGGGCAAUCCUCCUCAACUCCUUGUCGACGACCGUUUGCAUUAUGGGCUCUAG